AGUGCGAAGUAUGAAAUUUUGAAAUUAUUUUAUUACAACUUUUUGAUCGUACGGAAAGUAUCGGAAAAGGAUGUUUAUUCACAAACAAUUAUUGUUUAAUAACUGCUAAUCAGAAAUGUUGUUGAAUGGUAAAAUUAUGCAUCGUUUUAAAUCUCCCGAAUUUCAGUAUUUCAACUGGAUAUACAAUGCUGCUCCUUGUUUUCCUAUACACGCCUCUAAAAUAAAUGUAAUGAAUGAUCCGAAACAGUUUUAUGAUACGUUGUGUAUGAGAUUCAGCAGCGCAAAGCACAGGAUAUCCAUAGCAAGUCUUUAUAUCGGGACUGGGGAAUUAGAAAAGAAACUUUUGGGAGUUACUGUGGAGAAUGUUAAAGUUACUGAUGGAUUAAAGUUAAAUAUUUUACUGGACUAUCAACGAGGGUCCAGAGGAGUAGUGAAUUCUCGGACAUUAUUCCGUCAGUUUUUUAAUGGACUUAAUGACAAAUGUACAUUAGCAUUGUAUCAAACCCCAAGUCUACAAGGUUCCUGGUCAAAAGCCCUUCCAUCACGAUAUAAUGAAAUAUUUGGACUUCAGCACAUGAAGUUGUAUAUAUCAGAUGAUUCAGUUAUUAUAAGUGGUGCAAACUGCUCAAAUGAUUAUUUUCAAAAAAGGCAGGACAGAUAUAUAGAAAUUGAAGAUAGUGAUUUAGCAAAGUUUUACUGCGCUAUUAUAGAUGAGGUGAUGAAAGUAAGUAGACUGGAUAAUAAUGAUGAUAUUCCUAAUGAAAUAUCCAGGGUUGAAACUAGAAAAAGGCUUGGCCAGAAUAUUCACCAUCUCAUUGAUCAAUGGAGAAAAUCGCAAGUUUCUAAAAUAAGUGAAGAUCAAGACAUGGAAGUAGAUACUUGGGUAUUCCCAUUGGUUCAGAUGGGAGAAUUCAACAUAACACAUGAUGAAGAAAGUACAUGUUCUAUUCUAAAAAGCUCUCCGAAGGGUUCAUAUCUAAGAAUGGCGACUGGAUAUUUCAACUUAACUGAAAAAUAUGCACAGACAUUGUUAAAUAAGUGUGAGUCAAGAGUAAGCUUGCUAAUGGCACAUCCCAAUGCAAAUGGCUUCAUGGGUGCUCCAGGACCGGCAGGUGGCAUUCCACAUGCAUAUUCGCUAAUCGCUAAAAAGUUUUGGCAACAAGUAGUGGACUGUAAUCAAACUAGCAGGGUCCAAAUGUUAGAAUAUGAUCGGCCCGGCUGGACUUUUCACGCUAAAGGUUUAUGGUACUAUCCUCCCGGUAGUGAGGUGCCAUGGAUGACUGUUGUUGGAUCUGCGAACCUGGGUGAACGCUCUGUGAGGCGUGACCUGGAAGCUCAGGCCGCUAUAUUUACAACUUCCAAACAGUUACAAAAUUCUCUCCACAAAGAAUAUUCGAGGUUACAUUCCCACGCGUCAGAAUGCAGCAGCGAACUAAUGGAACGACACACGCCGCUGUGGGUCCGGGCUACUGUAGGAGUAUUCAAAACAUACUUCUAACGCACACCUAUCUUACUCAACGGCCAUAUUUAUAUUUUGUUUACUGGCUUUGGUCAAUUUACAGGCCACCCUUUUUAAACAUUUACGGAUAACCCACGAAAGUUAUAGAGCCCUACCGGACCGAGACGCUAUGGCGAGGUCUCCGGCUGCGUGACAUAACAAUUCAUAUUAAAAUUUCGGACAGUUAACUCACUUGGUGGCGGUUUGGCAACGUCGCCAAUUUAGAGCAUAGCCACGACUAUCACCGCGCUGUGUGAAGUUUGGAAACGUGCCGUGCUGGCGACGUCACCAGUAAUAUUUACACGAGCAAGCUGCAAGCAUGACGACGCCAAUUUUCAAUACGAGAUGUGAGAAAACCACAGAGAGUAGCCACUGGCUAAUACUCCAUUUGGCAACCGAAGGUCGCCAUGUUUACAUAGCCGACGACGUCGCCAUGGUGUCUCGGUGAGGUAGGGCUCCUAAUAUAUAGAUGUGCGGUGUUAAACCGGUAUAGCCCCUUAGAAAAGGAUGUAUUUGGUCAGUUUAUUCAGAGCAAGGCUUGGAACCGGUAUUAAAAUAAAAGUUUAAUAGAUUUGAAUCUAUUUUAUAUUUUUUUGAAACAAUUCGUGUGGGAGAAAUGACUGCGAUGAAAAAACUGUUCUUAACUGGUUUAUUUAACCAAAGAUGUAUGAUUCACUUAAUUUACAAAUAAACGAAAAUUUUUGGUUACAGUUAAAAAAAAUACGAUUAUAAUUUAUCUUUGUACUUAAAACCUUAUGAACCGUUUGGUUUGGAAUUUUUAUUCGGUUUCAAAGGCUUGAUUCACGUUAAUAACGCGAGUAAAUGCACACUUGAACAAAGGUGUAUAUAUUCUGUAGUAUGUAUGUAGUUCAUUAGGGUCAUACAGCACCCGACCCGCACCGCCUAGUCUUAUAGCGGCAUAAUUAGUUAUAAUUAUUUUUUAUUUGAAAUUAAGAUAUGCGGUGGCAAAUAAAACACCGUGCCGAGGAAUCUUGACCCAAAAACCCAAAAAUUCUGAGCGGCACUACAUUAGCGCUCGUCACCUUGAGACAUAAGAUGCGAAGUCUCAUUUGCCUAGUGAUUCCACUAGCUAGAAAAAACACACCAACCAUUCCAAAAGAGUCUUCCACUGGAGCACACAUAAACUCUGUAGCGUCAUUUGAACAAAUUCCUCGUAACUGUUUAGGAGCAGAUGAGUCCAGCUCAGUCGGUAAUAGCUCACUGCUAGCGUGCUUUGAUUCGAGUUGUACGACCGCCUGUCGACAAUUUAGGCGACAAUUUUCAUCUAGGCGAUGCGGUUCGGAUGUAAUUAAUUAGGUAAACCCCGCCUUCUAUUAGAAAAUAACUUAAUGGAUAAUAUGUAUCUGACCUAUGCACAAAACGUUAUUAAAAUUAGUUUGAAAGUCAUAGGCUUAGAAAUGUUUUAGCUGGCUUUAAAUGCAUAAUAUGUAGUGUUGUAAAAUGCAUGUUUAAAGCAAAGAGAUUGAAGUACAUAAACCGUUUAGUCAUGACAAUAUUUUAAAUGAUUUUCUACCCAAAUAAGCUGCCGAAAUAUCAUGACAUCUGUCAGUCGAAUGUCACAAGUGACUAAACGAUGUUUUGUUAAUUUAGUAGAUAAGAAAACUUGUACUUUGUUCGUGUUCUCUCUAUGUUAUAACUUUAAUCUCUUUGGUUUGAAAGAAGCUUUCAAGAAAAGCCCGUCUUCGUCAUGGCAUUUCAAAUUAUUUGAAACCAAAUAUUAUGAAUUAGGAAACAAUAAUAAUUACUAUGCCUUUUUUAUAGGACUGAUUAAUUUUGUGAGUAUUCUGUUGACUGAUUAAUACUAGUUAUAUAAAUCUUAUUUCGUUUAUCAUUCGAAUUAUAUUCGUUACAAUAAAACUCGAGAAUUUUAUUA
Molecule: messenger RNA, 3392 nt
Organism: Leptidea sinapis
Lineage: Eukaryota; Metazoa; Arthropoda; Insecta; Lepidoptera; Pieridae
Gene: PGS1
Product: CDP-diacylglycerol--glycerol-3-phosphate 3-phosphatidyltransferase, mitochondrial
Exons: 7
Coding region: 116-1498 (460 amino acids)
Biological process (GO): cardiolipin biosynthetic process
Cellular component (GO): mitochondrion
Molecular function (GO): CDP-diacylglycerol-glycerol-3-phosphate 3-phosphatidyltransferase activity
Source: RefSeq, a predicted model, not a curated record